Hypomesus transpacificus is the source of this 859-nucleotide messenger RNA. It is a transcript of the gene rps13, whose product is annotated as ribosomal protein S13. The transcript is spliced from 6 exons. Gene Ontology annotation, molecular function: small ribosomal subunit rRNA binding; structural constituent of ribosome. The record is from RefSeq and is a predicted model, not a curated record. Gene Ontology annotation, cellular component: ribosome; cytosolic small ribosomal subunit; nucleolus. Gene Ontology annotation, biological process: translation. Lineage: Eukaryota; Metazoa; Chordata; Actinopteri; Osmeriformes; Osmeridae. Bases 68 to 523 code for a protein of 151 amino acids.
UCACUUCCCAACUUCGCCUUUACUUCCGUACGUCGACGCCAUUAUCCUUUUCCUCUACAAAGCCACCAUGGGUCGUAUGCAUGCUCCGGGUAAGGGCCUGUCCCAGUCAGCGCUCCCAUACAGGCGCAGUGUUCCCACAUGGCUGAAACUGGCGUCUGAUGAUGUGAAAGAGCAGAUCUUUAAACUGGCCAAGAAGGGUCUGACACCCUCUCAAAUUGGUGUGAUCUUGAGGGACUCUCAUGGUGUGGCCCAGGUCCGCUUCGUGACAGGCAACAAGAUCUUGAGGAUCCUCAAGUCCAAAGGCCUGGCCCCUGACCUGCCCGAGGACCUGUACCACCUCAUCAAGAAGGCUGUGGCUAUCAGGAAGCACCUGGAGAGGAACCGAAAGGAUAAAGACGCCAAAUUCCGUCUGAUUUUGACCGAAAGCAGAAUCCACCGCCUGGCCCGCUACUACAAGACCAAGAGAGUCUUGGCACCAAACUGGAAGUACGAAUCUUCCACCGCCUCUGCCUUGGUGGCAUAAACCUAUUUUCGCAUUAAAGGAACGUUUUGAAGGAACUUGUGUGUGUGUGUUUGUCUAAUUGUAGACUGGAGGGCGCAUGGUAUACUUGUACAAUUGAAGGUAAAUGUGUGUAAGGUAAAACAAAUAUUUGAAAAAAAUCCUUUAUACACAGAAUCCUAUUCUUCUGCAUGUUUCUGGGAAUGAACUUGUACAUUAACUGAUAUUGACAACACUGACUGAUCUUCUUUAUGAACACUGUUAGCCACAAGAGGUCAGUAUUUAACUGCUCGAUAAGAUGCUGAACCACAUGGCUAGAUGCCCUUGAAUAAAACAAUUGCUCUUGCAGUUUUACCUUUU